Messenger RNA from Gekko japonicus, 1769 nucleotides. It is a transcript of the gene SIRT2, whose product is annotated as sirtuin 2. Gene Ontology annotation, molecular function: NAD+ binding. The transcript is spliced from 16 exons. Lineage: Eukaryota; Metazoa; Chordata; Lepidosauria; Squamata; Gekkonidae. The record is from RefSeq and is a predicted model, not a curated record.
UGUAGUUUUCCUGUCAGAGCGCACUGUGGCUUCUGGCGUCUCCCUGACCUCAUAGCCGGAGUCCGGCCAGGCGGGGGAGACUCCAUGGACAACCGGGAGGACCCCGGAGCCGCCGCCAAGGUCGACGCCGGGAAGGGCUCGGGGUCGUCGAGCUCCGAUUCUGACGACGAAGCCGGGGCAUCAGGCCAGUCUGAAAUGGAUUUCCUACGGAACCUCUUCUCCCGGACGUUGGGUCUGGGCAGCGAGAAGCCCGAGAAGGUGCUGGAUGAGCUGACGUUGGAGGGCGUGAGCAAGUUCAUGCUGAGUGAGAAAUGCAAGAAGGUAGUGUGCAUGGUGGGAGCAGGGAUCUCAACCGGUGCAGGGAUCCCAGAUUUCCGUUCCCCGGGCACGGGGCUCUACGCCAAUCUGCAGCAGUACAACCUACCAUACCCUGAAGCCAUCUUUGAGAUCAGCUACUUCAAGCAACACCCAGAGCCGUUCUUUGCCCUGGCCCGGGAGCUGUACCCAGGGCAGUUUAAGCCCACCGUCUGCCACUACUUCAUGCGCCUCCUGAAGGAGAAAGGGCUGCUGCUGCGUUGCUACACCCAGGUAGGUGGAAUCCAGCCCUGCCCCUGGGUCAAGGUACACCUGACAGCGCACUACAAAGCCACAGCCAACAGAAUCUCCUCAGGAUGAGAAGAAACCACCUCCUUCUGUUUCGUUUCAGAAAAGAUCUUCUCGUCCCUCAUCCCCAAGUGUGAAAAGUGUCAGAGUGUGGUGAAGCCAGAUAUUGUCUUCUUCGGGGAGAACCUGCCUUCCCGUUUCUUCUCUCUGAUGCAGUCGGAUUUCCGCAACGUGGAUUUGCUGAUCAUCAUGGGCACCUCCCUUCAGGUCCAGCCCUUUGCUUCCCUCGUUGGCAGGGUGCCCACAAACGCUCCCCGGCUCUUGAUCAAUAAAGAGAAGACUGGGGAGAGCGACCCUCUCAUGUCCCUGAUGGGCUUCGGAUGCGGGAUGGACUUUGAUUCCGAGAAGGCGUACAGGGACGUCGCCUGGCUCGGAGACUGUGACGAAGGCUGCCUGGCGUUGGCUGAGCUCCUAGGAUGGAAGAAAGAGCUGGAGAAACUGGUGAGGGAGGAGCACGCGGCCAUAGACGCCAAAUCAGGCCAGGCUGUCGGAGACGGGGCAAGCGCCUGCAGCGCUCCGGCGAAGGAAGCGAAGCGGCCACCGUCCCCGAAGAAGAAAUGCGAAGAGAAGUAAAGAGGAGAGUGAGACUGUUGAUCCAGAUGCAUUAAACGUUGAAGCCAGCCGGCCACCAGCUGAAUGAACCUUUUUCGCCUCCUUUAAGCUUCCUGCGGGAACUCGCCCUCCUGGGGGGGGCCUAUGGAGACGGAGUUUCCUGGGCGGUGCCGCAGGGGGAGAUGCAAGAGCGCAGUGGGUCCCAGGAUGGGGAUAGAAGUGAGAACGAUACAGAUCCUGCUUUGCCGUGUUUUCUCUCUGCUGACUUUUGGGGAGUGUUUGCUUUUGAAGCCCCACGUUUCUAGAAUUCUGGGUGAGAAGUCGGAUUCUCUGAUUAGCAAUAUGAUCAUCGGGGGGGACGGGGACGCUUUAUUCCGAGUCUGUACCCUAAUCCGGUUUCCGUGAUUUAAUCCCCUCCCUGCUUCUUGUGGAGGAAGGAAGUUUUAACCAAUUGGGUGAGGAUUAUUCUUCACAGGGCCUUCUUCCUGGCUGGGAUCUGGGAGGCCCGGGUUCAGAUCCCCCCACUCGUGCCACGGAAGCUCGCUGGGGUGACC